This is a messenger RNA of Acytostelium subglobosum LB1, 1500 nucleotides long. RefSeq lists its product as hypothetical. Gene Ontology annotation, cellular component: plasma membrane. Gene Ontology annotation, biological process: potassium ion transmembrane transport. Lineage: Eukaryota; Evosea; Eumycetozoa; Acytosteliales; Acytosteliaceae. Gene Ontology annotation, molecular function: small conductance calcium-activated potassium channel activity; calmodulin binding. The record is from RefSeq and is a predicted model, not a curated record. The transcript is spliced from 4 exons. The annotation marks the transcript as partial.
AUGAGUAGGAGGAAACUACUUAUUAAUCUACAUCGUCUAAACGAUGAGAGUGAAUUUAUGAUACAGCCUUCGACUUCGGUCGUGGCAAUGCAAUCGUUCAAGAGUGAAUUGGAACAACAAAAGGCAGACGCAUUGCUUAGGAAUAGAUAUCUGUACAUCUCUCUCAAUGGUCUAACUGGUAUCAUUCUAAUGAUCGUCGAGUUACAACUGUCAUGGAAUGGUACCUCCCUGCUGAUCGACGGCAGGACCAAAGCACUCCGCAUGACAAUAUUCUUCUCAACCCUAGUACUUUUAUGUCAAUUGAUGGACUAUUAUCGCCUGUUGUUAUCACAUGUUACUCAUGGAUGGAUGACAAAGAGAGCGAGAGGAUUCCGUGUGACACCUUUGAAUGUACUUAGGUCGACUACACUGGCGCCACUCUUUUGGACAGAGGUCAUCAUAUGUCUGGUCCAACCAAUACCAUUCGCAAGUGGUCCCAUCCACGUAUGGAAUGAUCCCAAGUGGGGCCUACUCAUGUGGCUGCGUAUCUACAUGUUUGGCCGUCUCUACCGCGACUUCUCACGUGUCUAUCGAAUCAGACAGAAGAUCACCGACAAGUAUAAGGCCAAGAAUGAGGUGCCGCCCAAGUUCAACUGGUCACUCAGUUUGAAGACGUUGUUGUAUCAGCGUCCUUUGAUGACCUUCAUCCCAUUCACUCUGUUCAUCAUCUUUAUCUGCUCGCAUAUAAUCUAUGUGUUUGAGCGCGAGGCACAGCAUCAGUUCACCUAUGCCGUCUCAUUGUAUAUAUCAUUCAUAAGCAUGUUCACUGGCUGGCCGACCGACACCUAUGACCAUUACAACCCUGUCACAUUCUUUGGAAGGUUUGGAGCUAUUAUGUCAUCUGUACUCGGUUUGUUCACUCUGGCAUGUCUAAUUGAACAGUUCAGCCAUCUUACACGACCAACUCCACAUCAAAGACCAAUAAUGAACUACAUCUAUCUUCUGGAAGUCCAAGAGCGUGAACGCAACUCAGCCGCCGCAUUGAUACAAGUAGUUUGGAAGAGAUUCAAAUGGCAACGAUCACACUUGUUGGCAGCCAAUAGAGUGACGUUCAAUACACAAGAGGCAUACUUCUGUAUGAAGUAUAUUGAGGCUACAAAGAACUUUGGACGAGACAGACGUUAUAAGAAACAGAUACUCAGUCUUAUAAACACAGAGAAGGAACCAGAGGUGAACAACACUGUAAAGGAAGCCGAGCUCAAGGAAGCAUUUGAGGUGGAGCGCAAGUCAAGAGAGGCUCUCGAGUCCAAGAUGAAGACGUUGGAAGAGUACCAAUUAUACAUUGUCAAUCAAUUAAGUCAGAUCCAGGCCAAUCAACAACAACAGCAACAACAACAACAACAAUCACCAAUACCUCUCUUCUAUCGACAGCAACAACAGCAACAACAAACUCCACCACCUUAUCAACAGCCACCAUCAGGACCUGGUGGUGCUCAACCUCCUCCUCCACCUGAAGGCCAG